Messenger RNA from Megachile rotundata (alfalfa leafcutting bee), 3941 nucleotides. Its product is annotated as solute carrier family 41 member 3. Lineage: Eukaryota; Metazoa; Arthropoda; Insecta; Hymenoptera; Megachilidae. Gene Ontology annotation, molecular function: monoatomic cation transmembrane transporter activity. Gene Ontology annotation, biological process: monoatomic cation transport. The record is from RefSeq and is a predicted model, not a curated record. Gene Ontology annotation, cellular component: plasma membrane.
AGCUUGAAAAUUUGGAAAUUCAACAAUUUAGAAGUACAGAAAUCCAUCCAUGGGAUGUAGCAAUUUGGAGAUUAAGAAAGUGUACAAACUCGAGAGCACAAAAAUUUAAGAAUUGACAAACUUCUUUCGAAAUCCAUAAGUUCAUAACUUCAAAAAAUUAAAAACUCAUCAAUUUGUAGCUAUCGUUUCCCCGAGGUGAAACAUGCCUAAUGAGCGCCAUGACUAAUGAACCCUAGAUGACUCAAAAAAUCCCCGAAGAUAAGAAAUCGCUAACCGUUGGCAUCGUCGGCGUGUAAGGGCGCCAGUAGCAUCGGUAGCUCGAGUGGAAAUUCUUGAUGCGCGACGUCGCAAAUCAAUUAAUGAUCUACGAUCUACGAUCCACUUGCAAUAAUCUCUCCCACCAUCGUCGUCAAAGAUAGCGCACGUGCGUACGCCCGGACGGCAACACGUCGCAUCUGAAUGCACAUGAAGCGACUGAAGUACCGACAAACGACCUGAGGCUUCUUUUAUCAGUCAACCACGACCGUGUGAGGCAAACGGUCGAGUACGCGCGACACUGCUGUAUUUUCAGUGUGACGGUUUUUCCGAUUCGCGAUCCGGUUCGAUUAUCCUCGUACACGAUUUUUAUUGAACGCUGGAUCGAUCGUCGAUCGCAGUGUUCGUCGAGGACUCGAGAACAGGUUUUCGUUUAACGGAACGAAUACCGCUACUCGCGAAAACCGACGCGAUUUUGAGAAAGGGCUCGAAGAGGCGCUGGUCAGAAGUGGCAGGGUUAAUCGAAGACCGAGGAACAAUACAGAUUUUACUAGGAAACGUCGACACGCUGGCGCAAAUUCUUCAAUAUAUUGUCACCACAUCAAGGCUGACCGAAAUAGGCAGGUCCGACGUGAAAGUAUCACAGGUCGAUCCCGGACUUUGCCAAUUUCGAAGGGGAUACUAUAAGAUUGUGCGUCAGCAUCGAACUCGGUAUGGUCGGUUUUCCGGACUCGUCGACUGAACCCACACUGCUGAACAUCACUGAUAUAAAGUUAACUGACAGCGCGGUUCACAAUGAGCGUUUAACAAACAAACUGAACGACAAGGGCGUCAAGGAUCACGCGUUCACUAUAGAACGGCACAACAUGUCGAACGGCAAGGAUAAUUAUGCGUUGGAUUUCGACUGUAUGGAGAAAGGCAACGACAACAAACUGAGUCCGUCAGCGGAGAUUAAGGCAGCGCCUGAUGUCGUGAAGAAAGUGGCAGCGGGUCUGAAAAACCCUAACGGACAAAAGAACAAAACGGACAUGUCACUGCCCAAUCUCGGUGGUGGAUCACUUUCCAGUGGAAGUUCCCUAGUGACGAUCUCUUCCGUCGAAAAUUCAGAUCCUGAUCCUGACUUUCGUAAUAACACGGACGGAUUCGGCAACAACUCCUUCAGAAACGAAAGAUGGUAUCAUACCACCCUGCAAGUCGCCGUGCCUUUCUUCAUCGCCGGAAUAGGUACGAUCGGAGCCGGUCUCGUUCAAGACCAGGUCAAGGACUGGCCAGUGUUUAAAGCCGUUUCUCAACUGUUCAUCUUGGUGCCUCCUCUGUUAGGGUUGAAGGGCAAUCUCGACAUGUGUCUCGCUUCUCGUUUGUCCACGCAAGCGAAUCUUGGAAAUAUGCACGGUUUCCGGGAAAUAGCGAAAAUGAUUAUCGGUAACAUUGCGUUGGUGCAGAUUCAAGCGAUCGUCGCAGCCAUUUUGGUCGCCAUUUUCGCCAUCGUUGUUAACGCCAUCACGGAAGGUGCCGCGUACACCUUCGUGUGGGACCACUGCCUGUUGCUGAUCGCCUCCAGUGUUUGCACUGCCACCAGUUCGUGUUUUAUUUUAGAUUUCGUAAUGAUCGCCGUAAUCAUGAUAUCGUUUCGAUGUAAAAUGAAUCCAGACAAUCUGGCUACGCCCUUGGCAGCGUCAUUCGGAGACGUAGUGUCAAUCAGCGUGUUAUCUACGAUAGCUUCAGCGUUUUUCGGACGGAUGUCCGGGGAACCUUGGCUUUUAUACGUCGUAAUCUGCUGCUACUUUCUGAUUUUACCAUUUUGGAUCUACGUAGUACUCAAAAAUAAAUACACAAGAAACGUUUUAACUUCUGGAUGGGUUCCGGUAUUAUCGGCUCUGUGUAUCAGUGGGUUAGGUGGCUUGGUACUCGAUCAAGUUGUCAAUUCUUUCAACGGAUUCGUGAUCUUUCAACCAAUCAUAAACGGAAUUGGCGGUAAUUUGGUUUCCGUACAAGCAUCUCGAAUCUCAACCACGUUACACCAGACGUCCAUUAUGGGGAUUUUACCGCCGCAUUCGAAAAUGUUCAUUGCGCCGUGGAAGGCGCUAUUUAAAGGCUCACCGUACGCGAAAACGGCCAGAAUACUCAUUUGCAUGGCAAUUUUUGGCGAAACGAUCUUCAUUUUCGUCGCUGACUACAUCAAAUACCGUACCUCGACGAUACACGUGUACUUCGUGCUGUCUUACAUCUUCGUGGCUGUUCUUCAGGUUAUGGUGCUGCUUUACGUAGCUCAUAUCAUUAUUCACGCUAUGUGGCGGUACAAAAUCGACCCGGACAACUCGGCCAUCCCGUACCUGACCGCUUUAGGCGAUUUGUCGGGAACGAUAUUCCUCGCUGCAGCGUUUUGGUUCCUAAUAAGUAUUCAUCAACCUUAUGGCAAGUAAAAAACAGUUGGACUGGCGGAGGACGCAAGGUAGAUUGCGUGUCAAGUUGUCAGUUUCGUCUGUGAUUUUUGGACGGUGUCGAGACGCACCGAUAGCAAAAAGUGUACAAAAGAAAAUGUCGAAGGACGUUGAAGAUUAACGAGGAAGUAUUUCGUAGAAUUCAACGUGUUAGUCACGGGUUGAAAGAGAUUGUUUUACUUCGUUAAGCGGAACGUCUUAAUGAUACGUGUACUACGUUAAUUAAUUGUCGCACGAUCAAAGGUACAGUUGAUCUUGAAAUACGUGAAGAGGAAAAUACAGUAACUGUAAGGCUACCGUAACUAAUUAGUUCGCGGGAACGACCUGUGUCAUGAUGUAAUCGGUUAUGUGACCCCUUAAGGAUACAGUCGUUAUUAAACGAAGGAAAAGGUCAACGUUGAUCGGCGAUUGUUCGGUAACGUUUCAAUUUUUUAUGAUCGGUUUCUUAAUUUUUAAUUGCAACAAGCACCGCUUGGCGAGUCGAUGGAACUCGAGAAAGUAUUUUAAACCGCAUAUUUGCGCGCAUUGUACAUUUAUCGUAUUAUCGUGUAUGAGCGGAAGACUAGUCAGUAUUUUAACACUGAUUAAGAAUCAUGUUGUAAAAUGAAGAUACAGUAGCUGAAUAUAAAUUUGUAUUAUAAUAGAUUGUUUUUUAACUUGAAGGAGUAUCACAUAGAUAUUUCAUAGAUUGUAGAUAGAAUUUAUUUCAAAAUCUUUUAUCGAUGGUAGAAAUUUAGGUGAAUUUUUUAGAGCUAGCAGAGUUAAUGUUACAUGUAUGGAAAGUUCUCUUUCUCUAAACUACUUGCUAGGAUAGUAAUAUUGUAGUAUUUUAAAUUAUUAAAAUUAUGUACAUUACGCGUUACGACAAUUAUGUAUUAUAUUUGAUGACUGCUUUUUUUAAUAUGGGGUCGAUGCUACCAUACAUUACUUGAAACAGUUUAAAUUGUUCGCAAAAUAAAUGGAAUUAAGUACACAAUGUUUUUAAUUCCUUAAGCAGCGCUGUAUCUAAUGAAUAAUAAAUUGUUUUGCUCUGUAAUCCUAUAUUUGUUAUGAGUUCGUGAAUGAUAGUUGCUUGAAUAAGACUACAUAAAUGUAAUUCAGGACUUAUUUCAUAACAACCACAAACCACAAUUACGUUAAACAAGACUGAGACAAUUAGUAUUCGAUACCUUUAUUUAUAGCAUGUUCCAUUAUACUUCACAAAACCUUAAUCAGGUUUGAACAAUAAAGAAUUUUAUGAUAUUA